Molecule: messenger RNA, 1809 nt
Organism: Exophiala aquamarina CBS 119918
Lineage: Eukaryota; Fungi; Ascomycota; Eurotiomycetes; Chaetothyriales; Herpotrichiellaceae
Exons: 1
Coding region: 1-1809 (602 amino acids)
Biological process (GO): oligosaccharide catabolic process
Molecular function (GO): alpha-amylase activity
Source: RefSeq, a predicted model, not a curated record
AUGCCUUUGACUCCGAGGUGGUGGCAUAACGCCACUGGAUAUCAGGUGUACCCAGCAUCGUUCCGGGACAGCAACGGCGAUGGCAUCGGCGAUCUACCUGGCAUCAUCUCGUCUCUGGACUACCUGAAAGACCUGGGUGUUGACUUCAUCUGGCUAUCCCCAACGUAUGACUCCCCACAGCACGAUAUGGGAUACGAUGUGAGCGACUACGAAGCUAUCUACGGGCCAUACGGCACUAUGGAUGACAUGGAUACCUUGAUCCGUGAGUUGCACGCGCGAGGAAUGCGGAUCGUGCUAGAUUUGGUCGUAAAUCACACUAGUUCUGAACACGCCUGGUUCAAGGCCAGCCGCCAGUCUAAAGACAAUAAAUUCUCGGACUGGUAUAUUUGGCGCGAUCCCAAGGAAGACGGCCCUUUGCAGCAGCCCCUCGGGACGGGAACUGCACGUAGAGAAGGUAGGCCGCCAAACAACUGGCGAGCUGCGUUCGGUGGAAGUGUAUGGACAUAUGCCGAAGAACGAGGCCAAUAUUAUAUGCACCUAGCUCUUCCCGAGCAACCUGACCUGAACUGGGAGAAUCCGGAGGUCAGAAAGGCGGUUUUCGAGAGCGCCAUUGGAUUCUGGCUGAAGAAAGGAGUAGACGGGUUCCGAGCCGACGUGGUGAAUUGCUACUGCAAAGACCAAACAUUUCCCGAUGCGCCGGUUUCAAUGCCCAACGAAGCCAUCCAGCCUAUGCUACCACAGCACAUCCUCAAUGGUCCGAGAAUCCACGAGUGGCUACAGCAGAUGCGAACUGAUGCACUGGAGCGGUAUGGAGGGGAGGAUGUGCUGCUUCUAGGCGAGCUACCCGCAACAGGUAUGGAUGAGAUUACGAAAUACAUGUCGGCAAUACCGCGCGAACUCGAUAUGGUCUUUGACCUUGACUUCCUUAUGGUUGGAAACGAUUGGGCUAGUAAGCCUCAUGAGUUUCAACAGCCGAAGCUGCCAGAUCUGAAGGACGCCUUCGUGAAAACCCAGGGGUUCCUCAGUUGUGCGCCGGAGGCUUGGACGUCAACAUUUCUCGAGAACCACGAUUUUCCAAGGAGUAUUCACCGUUUCGGUCCAGGCAUAUCAGGGGAUUAUCAGAUAGCCGCAGCGAAGAUGCUUGCACUGUUUUUAGCAACUCUAUCUGGGACUCUGUUCAUCUAUCAAGGCCAAGAGAUUGGAAUGCGAAAUGUGUCUGAAUCAUGGACACAGGAGGACUUUAGGGAUAGGGCCAUCCUUGAAUAUUUCACCGAGAUGGAGCUGAAGUAUCCAGGAGACCGAACAAUGCAAUCGAAGGCAUUAGCUGGAGCUCAUCGGAUGUCACGGGACAACGCACGUACGCCGAUGCAGUGGUCGUCUGCAAGCCCGAAUGCUGGGUUCAGCGCUCCCCAUGCUUCCCCUUGGAUCAAGGUAAAUGAAAACUACGCGAAACUGAAUGUAGCAGACCAGUUGGGAGUCAAGGGCAGUGUGCUAGAGUUCUGGAGGGAAUUGAUCAAGUUCCGAAAGGAGAAUGCGGAUCUCUUCAUUGAGGGACAGUUCGAGCUGCUGGAUCGGGAUAAUGAGAGGACUUUCACCUACUUGAAAAAAUCUGUGAGCGCGCAGCCAAACGAGCGGAAGGCACUUGUUGUGCUCAACUUUUCUAACGAGCUGGUUGAAUCCUGUGUCCCCGAACAACAUCGUGAGCCUCAUCCAGAAUUUAUGUAUGGUUCAGCUGGAUCCUCCGCCAUAUCGGAGAAGCUGAAGCCUUGGGAAGGGAGGGUCUAUUCGAUUGCAGGUGCUCGGAAAUGA